ACAACUGUGACAGUAUGUGUUGUGAGGGAUGCCCAUUUUGGCUGCUUGUUCUCCCACAGACCAAAAGCCAGUUAUGGCUGCCGUUAGUCUCCAGGCGUCCCGUCGUUUCAUGUUUAUCAAUGUUGGCGAUUGCUUAAGGUUGUAGGUGGGCCAUAACGUUCUGCUAAUUUUGCAUUUUGUCUGGUCUCUCCAUCUACAAUCUGCGAUUCGGAGGUAUUUUAGGGAAAUUGCCCUCUUGACUGCUCUGUUUAGAUUCGCCAAAAGCGCUGACAUCCUACAUGAUGUCUACUUUCAGUAUUCAUAGAGGUUGGUCUCCAUCUGGUAUCGCUAGGAACGAAAAGGUCUCUGCGUGACUUAAUCCCAAGCAGGCUAACCUAGCCUAACCUAUUUCGAAUUAAUUUCUCAAUUACUUAACUGAUUAGUAUUUUGUUGAGUAUUCAUUAUUUUUUAAAACUGUUUCACACUUGCGAGGUUAACUAUUAACUUUUGGCAUUUCUUCAAAGAAAUAGAGUUGCAGACUUUAUGUACUCCUUGCCAUAGUUCAUUGACAUUUUAAAUUUUUUUUUUUUUUGCCCAACGUUGAACUUAAUGCCGUUCCAUAGAUUUUCAAUGUGUUUAAGGUCGGCGCUUGUGCUGGCCCAUCCAGAACUGCUAUUUUUUCUUUGGAAACCCAAUUUUUUGCCACUUUUGUUCUAUGCUCGAGGUCGUGCAUGAAUAACCAGUUGAGUGGCAUAGACUCGAAGAAAUAUGGCUCCAUCGCAUUUUCGAGAAAAUCAAGAUAGGCAAACUUGUCCAUAAUGCCAGUUAUUCUCAAUAUUGGUCCAACGCCGCUCCACGAAAAUUAUCUCUAACCUUUCAAAGUUACCCCCAACGUGCUUUAGGGUCUUUAUUGCGCAACUGCGCUAUUUAUCUGUCCAUAGCCGUAUGUACACACCAUCGGACAACUUACAUUAGCUCGUAUCAAUAUCUCCACGUGAUAUAAUCAGUACCUAUGUAGAUAUAAGAUUCAACGGAGUUCAUCAUUCACGCACCCAAGUCCAUUCAUAUGAAACAACAAAUAUACGGACAUAUGUACAUACAUCAUCGCAGCCUAGUAGUACAAAUAAUCAACGGCAAAGGUGCACCCGAUAAGUGCCCGCCGAGUUGCUCUACACAAAAUCAAUCACCGUUGCAAUAUGCCAAUAGGUUCGGGUUGACACGCUGAUAAAGACAUUGAGAAGAAAAGAUAAAAACCAAGAAACAAACAUAUUAAUCACGAGGGGAUGUUGGUAGCGAUUGGAGAGCAACCAAAUUGUCAUGGCAUUUGAUGACGAGCAAUGUAAACGGGAAUAUUUUGAGGGCAACACUAUCAGAUCGAAGCAGAAAAUUGCUCCGGAUAGAGUAAAAUUUUUGCAAAAACAGUAAUAAGCAAAACGUGUCAGUAGAUGGAGCUGCAAGUAGAAGAUUUAUUAGUUCAAGUGCAAAUUUUAGUGGAGAAAAAAUAUUUUCAUUACUUUUGAAUACUAAAAGUUUCACGUGAUCCAAAUGACGCGUCGCGGGAAAUUCGUAGUGAACAAAAUGGGCAAUGCGACCAUCCACUUCAACAGGAGCACCGCACAGUCACUCCCAACUCCACAGCAACACUGCCAAAAUAUCAGCAGCCCUCAUCAGCCAACAGUCUGUAGGCGCGUAGCCUCACCACCCACACUGACGCUUACGCAAAAGCUCGAAUUCGUAUUGACGCUGAUUAAUCGAUUGCUGAUCGGCUUCAUAACGAUUUAUUUGUGUUGGAUGAGUUUACGUCUAGAUCGCAAAGAUAUCCCAUGGCAUGCGGUGCUUUGUACACUGGGAUUCCUCUGCUUGAUGUCCGAAGGUCUAAUGGCCUACUAUCGUGGUAAUGUUUGGACCCAGGUGUGCCAGCGUCAGGAGAAAGCGCGGCUGCAUUGGGUGCUACAGCUUUGCGGCUCCAUAAUCGGUCUGAUCGGUAUUGUUAUAAAAAUGUGUUUGGAGGAGGUGCAUUUUCACACUCGACAUGGCAUACUAGGACUUGCCACCAUGAUAAUCUUGCUCAUCAGUCUCUUAAGCGGUCUAGGCUCACUUUAUGCCACGGAGCUGAAAAGCCGUCUACAACCACGUGUCAAUAAGGCUCUGCACAACAUUAUUGGCCUGAUGACCUUCACACUAGCCAUGCUGAGUAUGUAUUACUCUUUUGAGACGAAGCUUUUUAACGAUUACUCGUUAGAUGCAGCUGCUUACAUGGAUUUCCGGCACCUUUUGGAAAUUACAACAGUUAUUAUAUUUGUGUUGAGCACAUACGGACCAUUGUGGUGUUUGUUUCAUAGUCGAUUGUGAAAUAAAAAAGAAUAUUUUUAAAAAAGGAAAUACGAAAUGAAUACAAAUAUAUAAGAUUUAAUCAUGAUUCAACAAUAAAAGGUUUGACUCAGUAAGCAGCUUGCUCGUUCCCUCUGGACAAAUUGGCUCCCUUAGCACGGCACUGGGUUGUCACCUCUAGAAAUUUUAAAUUAAAGUGGAGGAAAAGUAAAAACAUUUCGUUUUCAAAAGAGAACUUGCUCGGUGCGUCCCUGACCAAAACGACAUAGAAAACAUCUUGACAUACCGCUUAAAUCAGGAUAUAAUUGGGCAAUGCGCGUGAAAGUUGGCCAUUUUGACAAUUUGAGCCCGAUGUCUUUCAAAUAUGUAGCUACAUAUAGGUUGCGGAAUCGCUAACUACGUUUCUUUAGAAACACAUAAGUUACCUAGAAGAGCUCAUUUAGCAAUACGUAAUUAAUCACAGCCUCCGAACGGCAGAUGGGUUUUCAUGAGGAGCUCUUUCAGGGCAUAAAUACACUCGGAGAUUUGCCAUUACCCGCCGAGGGGCGAUAUAAAAAUUAAUUUAAACAGGCACAGGUGGUUUUUCAAGUAGUCAGAAGUGCAAGAGUAAUCGUGGCUUGGGUGUCCAAACUGCGAACUUACGGGGGCAAAGCAUAGCGUACUCACGUACACUCAAAGUUUGUUUUUAGUAAACUAAAUGUAUGAAGAAUCCGUUUUUAUUCUAUGAAAGAAUUUAUUAGGGCCAUAGCACUUAAGUAACAGAAUAGCGUCAUAUUCAGUUUUGAAUUUAAAAAAUAAUUCAGAAAAUAUAUUACUUUGGGAUUAAGUUAAACCAUUUUUUUUUUUUUGUUUUCAAUAUCAUACUUGGUAAUUUCCCUUUGUAUCAUAUACAUAUUUACAUACGUAUAAAAGAUAUACAUAUGUACAUAUAUAUUAGGUGCGCAACUAAGUUCCCGCUGUUUGUCAAUAGAUGCCGCCAGCAGUGUCUUCUAGUCGAUUCUAAUAUAACCUAAACGCAGGCCCGACGUGAAGGAGGGGGAUCGGGGACUUUUUACCCCGGGCCCGGAGUUCUCAGAGGGGCCAGGACUCGAGAUUAUACGUAUUUAUAUGAAUUAGACAUAAUUGGAAAGGGCCGCCUUUUGCACUACUAUAUAACUAAUAUAUAUAACUACUAUGCUCUCUACGGCCCUGCCUAAACGUCAUAAACCAAAGUAAACAAACUGCUUCAACACAUUAGUGAUUUUGUUUUGGUAUCAUAUACUUUUGGUUUUGUGAAAAUGUCUGAUUUUGUGCCGAAUAAUCGUCAUUUGCGGGAAGUGUUGAUUUUCCUCUUUCAUUCCAAAAAAAACGGCGUCUGAAGCACAUCGAGAGCUACAAAAAGUUUAUGGAAAUGCUGCUUUAAGUGAAACAACGUGCCGAGAUUGAUUCCGUCGCAUCAAAGACGGUGAUUUUAAUGUUGACGACCGUCCUCGUGAAGGCCAAAAACCUUCGAAGACGCUGAAUUGGAGGCAUUGCUCAAUGAGGAUCCGUGUCAAACGCAAGAAGAGCUUGCUUCAGUAUUAGGAGUUACCCGCCAAUCCAUUUCCAAGCGAUUACUUGCUUUGGGAAUGAUUCAGAAACAGGGGACUUGGGUUCCUUAUGAGUUAAAAGGGAUGUUGAACGUCGUUUUUUCGCCUGUGAACACCUGCUCCAGCGGCAAAAAAGGAAGGGUUUUCUUGAUCGCAUCGUGGCGGGUGAUGAAAAAUGGAUUCAUUACAGCAAUCCAAAGAAAAGAAAGUCGUGGAAAUUGCCCGGUCAUGCUUCUACGUCGUCGCCUCGGCCGAAUAUUCGCUCUGCGAAGGUUAUGCUAUAUAUUUGGUGGGACCAAGUUGGUUUUAUUUAUUAUGAAUAGCCUCAAAAGAUGAAGAGUUUUACCGCGACGGUAUACGAGAUCUGCCAGAAAGAUGGGAAAAAGUAGUAGCCAGCGAUGGGGAAUACUUUCAAUGAUUCACUUGUAACCAUUUUUUCAGAAUAAAGUUGUAUUUUCAUCAAAAACAACAGCAAGAACUUAGUUGCGCACCUAAUACAUAACAUUUUUUUACAUGAAAAAACUAUGAGUCGCAAUUACUCAAUAAGCCGUGUAGUCUUCUUCGUUGUCGAGUAUAGCUUAGCAUCUUCUCCAUGCUUUGAACCAGCUUUUCUGCGUAGUUCGUUGUCAAACACGACUAGAUUUUGCAAACUUCACGCACGAGUUGCUUUAAAUCAUGGACUGGCCCUCCGGCAAGAUGCGGGGCUUGUUCGAGUUCCAAUCACAACCGCAGUGUUGCAUGCUUUGUGAAAGUUCGCAUUCGAUGUAAAAUUCUGGUAACAUUGUCAAAAGCAUCACGUUCGAAGUGUCAAAAAUUUGGAAAAUGUUGCACGCGAAUACAAAUAAAUCGGCAUCAAAAAUAUGGCUGUGUUCGUAAAUGCGACAUGACUUGCAGCAUAAGCAUCAGUGACAACACUGCAAGUUUGACAUUUGAUACUUCUUAUACAAUUUUUGACAAUUUGCAAUACGUUUGUUUGCAUUUUUGAACGCGUAUAAUACUAAAAUGGAAAUUUUGCUGAAUCUAACACUAGACGAAAUUUGUAAGCAAAGAAAAGAUAGAUUUUCUUUAAAUUUAAGAAAAAGAAGGCUAUUGAAGUCAAAGAGAAAAAUGUUUAGGUACAAAUGUUUGUCUUUAAAAAGAAAAAUACCUACAAACAAAUCGUUUAUUAAAACAAUAAAGUCGUUCCCCGAGGACAUUUUCUAUUCCCAUUUCCGAAUGAAUUGGGCCACUUUUAAAGUAAGGUUUUAUAAGUUUUAUGAAAAUUAAUACUUUAUAGUUUCACUUUAAUAAUUUGCUGUUGGAGGAGUCAUUGAGUGCCUUGUACCAUAAACUUCGUCGAAGUCCUCAAAAUACCUUCAGAAUGUAGCUUCUAUACCGGAAGAAUUAUUUCUUUUCUUAAUGCGCUUGUACGUUUCCA
Molecule: messenger RNA, 5295 nt
Organism: Anastrepha ludens (Mexican fruit fly)
Lineage: Eukaryota; Metazoa; Arthropoda; Insecta; Diptera; Tephritidae
Product: transmembrane reductase CYB561D2-like
Exons: 3
Coding region: 1525-2331 (268 amino acids)
Molecular function (GO): transmembrane monodehydroascorbate reductase activity
Source: RefSeq, a predicted model, not a curated record